AUACAAAAAGUAGAAGCUGUCGUUUAAUCAAUUCAUUUAAUUGGCUAGAUAAUCGUGUAAAGAAAGUUUAACAUCAGUUUCUGUUAAAAUGGAGCCAAUACUGUUAAUUCACGGCGGGGCUGGAGAUAUUCCUGAUUCUAGAAAUGAAGGCAAAAUUCAAGGGCUUAGAAAGUCUAUGGAAAUUGGAUUUAAAAUCUUAAAAGAGGGCGGUAGUGCUUUGGAUGCUGUUGAGCAGGCUGUAAUAUAUAUGGAGGAUGAUGCAAAUUUCAACGCAGGAUACGGAUCAGUAUUAAAUUUAUCUGGAGAAGUGGAAAUGGACGCUAGUAUUAUGGAAGGAUCUACUCUUAAUGCAGGAGGUGUAACAGUUGUAAAAGAUAUCAAACAUCCAAUAAGUUUAGCUCGCAUAGUUAUGGAACAAACACCUCAUGUUUUACUAGCAGCAGAGGGAGCUUCUAAAUUCGCCAAAUCACUUGGCUUUCCAACCACUGAUCCAAGAAGUUUAGUUAGCCCAGAUGCUAAAAAAGCUCUAGAAGAAUUUAGACGCAAGGGAGGAGAUCUCACUGAAAUUGGUCAUAAGAAUCCAGGAGAUGUCGGUACCGUUGGUGCAGUAGCCCUGGAUUGUCAGGGCAAUUUAGCUGCAGCCACUUCUACAGGAGGCAUUAAUGGAAAAAUGGUUGGACGAUGUAGUGAUACUAGCCUAAUAGGUAGUGGUACUUACGCCGAUAAUGAUUUUGGAGCAGUUUCUACUACUGGCCAUGGAGACACUAUCAUUAAAUAUUGCUUAGCUAUUGCCAUAAUAAAGGAUAUAGAAAAUGGCAAAUCCGCUCAAGCAGCAACCGAAAAUAAUUUGAAAAGAAUGACUAAACGUUUGAAUAAUACUGCGGGAGCCAUAACCCUUUCCAAAAAUGGUGAACCUGGGAUCUAUUUUACUUCUAAAAAAAUGGCGUGGAUGUAUCAAAAGGGCAAUGAACUGCAUUAUGGCAUCAAUGCAAAUGAGCAUAAAACUGAAAUAUUAAAAUAAAUUUUUAUAUAAUAAAUUAGUGGUAUAUU
Molecule: messenger RNA, 1050 nt
Organism: Diabrotica balteata
Lineage: Eukaryota; Metazoa; Arthropoda; Insecta; Coleoptera; Chrysomelidae
Source: the annotation of a GenBank genome assembly